CCUCGUUUCGGAAGUACACCAAUUUAUGCUGUUGUUGUUGCCCGUUAUUCGAGGAAAGUGCAUGAAAAUGUCGCUGUACGAUGGCCUUGAAAUUAGCCAAGAAAAAGACUCCAGCAGUCUCACAGCGAGCCAAAUAUCAGGAUGGUCUUCAAACCUUCAGUUUAUGAAAACCCAACUGCAAUUGAAAAAGGCUUCACAAGGAAAACCACCUCCUAAAAGCAGAUCCUUGACAAGCUCAGGACCUGGAACAUUAACACUUGCAAAUCUGACGGGCGGCCUUGACCCAAAGUCGAAUUUCCUUGAUGAGUACGAUCCAUUCAGGCCCAACGAAUACAACGACGUGAAGGAAAAGCUGAAGGUUAAGGAAGAGGAAGAGCGCAGAGAAAGGAGACAGCGGGAGCGGGAGUCGGAUAGAGAUCGCCAUAGAGACAGGGACAAAGAUAGGGACAGAGACAGAAGAAGAGACAGAGAUGAUGAUGACAGGAGGCCAGGGAGACGAGAUCGUGAACCAGACAGAGAUCGAGAUAGACGCAGAAGAAGAAGGGACAGUGAUGAAGAAGAUGAUAGAGGCAAGGGACCUCGAAGUGGUGCAGCUAUUGCUCCUCCACCAUCACUCUCGAUUGCUGCACCAGAUCCAGAUGAAAUUGAAAAGAAAGUUGGUGCAGGAACUGGAGGCUUCUCAACUGGGAACGCCGUGGCAAGUAAUAUUAUGGCGAAAUAUGGUUGGAAGGAGGGCCAAGGUCUUGGCAAAGAUGAGCAGGGAUUGAGCACAUGUCUUCAAGUCGAAAAAACCAGCAAACGGGGCGGAAAAAUUAUCAACAAGGAUAAAAUUGUCCAGGAGCAAGAAACCAAGGAACAACCACAAAGUGACACGAAUGCUGUACUGCUGAGGAAUAUUUCCAAAGUCGUCAUGCUUACAAAUAUGGUAGGGCCUGGUGAAGUUGAUGACGAAUUACAACCAGAGGUUGAAGAAGAAUGCCAAACCAAAUACGGAGAAGUUGCAAAAGUCAUCAUUUUCGAGAUGCCGGGAGUUCCAGAGGAGGAAGCAGUGCGGAUAUUCGUCGAAUUCAGAAGAAACGAAUCUGCUGUCAAAGCUUUAAUAGAUUUGAACGGAAGGUUUUUUGGGGGCCGACAAGUUAGUGCAAAGUUUUACAAUCUGGACAAGUUCAGACGAUUCGAGUUAGGCGAGUAAAAAUGGUUGUCGAUCACAAGUGAUUGAGAAAAGAAGAACAGAAGUCCUAUAGAAACAAUAUUGCAAUGUUCCAUUGUUUAUCAGUGUAUCAGAUGAAGAUGCCAAGAUGACGUUUUGUCAAAGUAGCUAUCUACCGUGUUUGCACUGGGAUUAUUUACUUGUCAGCUGACAGAAAUAUCCAACAUUAUUUGUUAUUAAUAAUAGUCAAUAGCUUACGAACCGAAGUUCUAGGGAACUAAUGCUUCAUGAAACAUUACGCUUCCUUUUGCGUAAGAAGUUUAGUCUUUGUAUCU
Molecule: messenger RNA, 1485 nt
Organism: Rhopilema esculentum
Lineage: Eukaryota; Metazoa; Cnidaria; Scyphozoa; Rhizostomeae; Rhizostomatidae
Biological process (GO): mRNA cis splicing, via spliceosome; alternative mRNA splicing, via spliceosome
Cellular component (GO): precatalytic spliceosome
Molecular function (GO): RNA binding
Source: RefSeq, a predicted model, not a curated record